Molecule: messenger RNA, 2142 nt
Organism: Penicillium chermesinum
Lineage: Eukaryota; Fungi; Ascomycota; Eurotiomycetes; Eurotiales; Aspergillaceae
Exons: 5
Coding region: 1-2142 (713 amino acids)
Biological process (GO): DNA-templated transcription; regulation of DNA-templated transcription
Molecular function (GO): carboxy-lyase activity; zinc ion binding; DNA-binding transcription factor activity, RNA polymerase II-specific
Source: RefSeq, a predicted model, not a curated record
AUGCCGACGUAUCCCAUCCGUCGCCGACCGCGCGAAUGCAAGACGUGUCUACCCUGCCGUGCCAGCAAAGUCCGCUGCGACCGCAACGUGCCCUGCGGAAACUGCGUCAAGCGCAACUUCACCUGCUCGUACGGUCGUCCGCCGUCUACGAAAUAUCCGAUUCCCUCGGUCGCGCCGAGCUACACCUCGGCUCAAUCUUCUCUACACUCGCCAGCUUUUCCGAAUUCUUGCCCUGCUCCUCCUCAUGAGGGCUCCUACGCUAUCGAUAAUGCCUCUGGCGCAAGCGAUGACGCCGACCCGGAUCUCCCUGAAGUCAUCGACAUUUCCCAGGACGAAUGGGACGAGAUCAACGGCAAGAUGGCGGCCAUGGAGCAGAUUAUAGGAAGUCUGCAUGGUCUCUUCCAGAAACAUUCAGCCCGUAGGCGCGGCGUCGAUGAGAGUGAGCGGAAGAGCUCUACUCGGUCGGAAGGUGUCUAUGGGUCCAAUGCGAUGAGGACGGGCGCUGUCCAUCUCGGGUCGCGGUCGGCGCUGGUGGAUAUCCUGGAUAAGUCGAAAGAAUCUGCGGAAACAGCGCUGGCGCUGCCCCAGGAAGAUAUUCUGGCAGAGCUUGCGUUGGGGAACGAAUCUGUAGCAUAUCCGUUUGUGGACUUGUGGUCUUCUGAUCCGUACACUUUCAACAUUGCCGGCGUGUGUGCCGUUCUCCCCGAUGAUGAUCAAUGUCGACGGUUUCUGAAGUGGUACAUAGAUAUUGGUGUCAUAUUGUAUCCCGUGCUGGAUAACACGGAUGACUUGGUGCGCAAGACAAAUCGUUUACUUCUGGGGAGGCAGCGAGCCGGGGGUGUCUAUAAACCGGAGGCAGAUGGGUUAGUUAAGCCAUUUGGACUGGAUCUGCCAUUUCUUAGCUUGCUGUUUGCCAUCCUUGCAUUGGGUUGCCAGCUUUCUGACCUCCCGGGACGGGACCGCGAGUUGACCUCGUGGGUAUAUGUCUCAUGUGCUUACCAAUGUCUGAGGAUGUUGAACUACGUCUCACAACCCACAUUGGAGGUCAUUCAAAUUCUUCUUAUCAUUAGCAAUGUUUUGUCAUACAACAUGAAUGCGGGCGCCUCUUACACUCUGCUUGGUAUGACGGAGCGCAUCUGUCUGACCCUGGGACUCCACGUGGAGUCAAAAGACUUGACUUUCCCGGAUCAAGCCCUCCGACAGCGUACUUGGUGGACAAUGGCUUUCCAGAACAGCCACUUCUCGCUCGCCUAUGACCGCCCUUCUAUAACGAUGAUCAGUCAGCCUGAGAUUCCAUAUCGCCCAAUAUCCAUGCCCGGGAACAGGACUUACUUUGAAACGAUAUGCCGAGUGGUGUCAUUGUCACUGGAACUCCUCCGCUCCCGGAUGGAUCAAGGCUCAUCACACCACCCCCAGAUCCGUGAGAUUCGCGGGUGGAAGCUCCAGAUACAGCAGAUUAGGCAGGAUGCCGCGCCCCAUCUGCAGCACCGCGAUCACUGCCACUCCUUGGCGCAGCACAUUGAGCGCACAGAGCUGCGCCUGCAUUCCUCAUACCUCCUCUCUGUGUUAUGUCGAGUCUCCCUAGAUCCGCACGCACAUUUAGAUGACCAUCGUCGGGCUGUGAUUCGGGAGGACUGUAUCGCCGGCUUGAUGGAAACUGUAGAUGCAUUUGUUGAGUUGCAUGAGAUCAAUUCACAUUGUUCUCGCUCGUGGAUCAGUCUGCAACGAUCGAUCGCGUCAGCUUUCCUGCUGGUUGCCAAUGACGACAGCCAACAGACGUGGAGCCUCAUUGAUCGGCUGGAGAAGGUGCUGGCUGACCAUGUCUUUGCGGAUGGCGUGUCUGAACAUAACAGUCGGACCGACUCGGCAAAGCAUCUCUCAUCUUCCCUUUUGGCAUUGCGUGAGAUCCGUGACGCCUUCCGGAGCCGAAAGGCACCACCCGCCCCGACUUCGCAACAGCCCUUUUCACCGGUCAACCUGCCCUCCCCGCCAUCCAUCGAUACCGACCCUAGUUUACCGCCUAAUCUUGUCACCGUGGGCGGCUCUAUCGCGUUGGAGGAGUGGGAUAUGCGGAACAUCCUGGGUCGUGUUUCGGAUGUCAUGCUGUUUCCAAGCAUGAGCGGUCAGAACUCGGCUGUAUGA